Saccostrea cuccullata (small rock oyster) is the source of this 4650-nucleotide messenger RNA. RefSeq lists its product as uncharacterized. The annotation marks the transcript as partial. The record is from RefSeq and is a predicted model, not a curated record. The transcript is spliced from 21 exons. Gene Ontology annotation, molecular function: protein binding. NCBI's taxonomy places the organism in Eukaryota, Metazoa, Mollusca, Bivalvia, Ostreida, Ostreidae.
AGUGAUAAACCUAAUAAACACUACCUCUACGUACAUGCUGCGAACACAUUAUGACAAUUACCAUCAUGCCUUUAAGGAUGUCACACAAAUGGCCUAAAUCUUGUGGAUUUGAUAUAUUUGGUGAAGGUCCAUCAUAUAUUUUAAGUGUAGCCAAAGGAAGCAUUGCCUACAAUGCUGGCCUCUCCCCAGGAGAUGAAAUCAUCGAAUUAGAUGGAGAAGAUGUCACGAAUGCUUCGGCUACGACUCUCAAGUCCCUGGCUAAGCACAGUCGGUCACAGCCCCCCGUCUUGGGAGUGGUAACGAGACUACAGCAGGUAGAGUUAGUGUGCACCAGAGUUUCAGGAUGUGGAUUUGAUGUUCAAGGAAAUAAACCUGUCCGAGUGAAAAAUGUGGAAUUAUCAGGGCCAGCUCAUCAAGCCGGCAUCAAACCAGGUGAUGUCCUUUUGGAAAUCAAUGGUUUUUCAAUCAGGAAACAAGAGGACAUUAGGCCUUUCCUAACUGGAAGACUAAGACGUCUCUCCAUCAGCAUUAUACCAACAGGUAGAAGGAAAGAAUAUAAACGGGUAGCCAGAAGGAAUGUCCAGGCUCAAAAUUCGGCUGGAGAGUGGGGGAGAGUCAAAAGAGCCAAGGCCCUUCAUGAUAGGAUGAACGAGAUUCUAGGGAAUGACUACGAGAAGAAAAUGGCGGUGGUCAGUGUGUUAAAACAGUACGCGGAGGACCGGGAUGUGGACAUGCUGGCCCGAGCUCUGGCCGCCAUUCUCAAGACCCCCAGACAGACAGGGAUAAUACAGCAAAUCAGGCAAUUUAUUCCUCCCAAGCAAAGAGCAAGAUUUGAUGAAUUCCAUAAAUAUCAAAGAGCAAAUAUGAUCAAUUUUGAUGAAGAGGCCUCCAAAUUUGAUCAUGCUCACACAGACAGAAGAGUAAUCCAAGUCUUUCGAGAGGGAGGUAGCUUUGGCUUUGUGAUAAAGGGAAACAACCCUGUGUGUAUUGAGUCGGUGGACCCUAUGGGACCGGCUGAUAAGGCGGGGCUUCGGGCCGGGGACGUGAUUCUGAAGCUCAAUAACAUCGAUGUCAGGAGGUGUACACAUGCACACUUGGUACAGUUACUUCAGGACAGUGGAUCGUCCCCAGAGAUUGAGGUUCUCAGAACUCAGAGAAAUGAAGGUCUGAGUACACUCAGUAUGUCCACAAUGUCUCUCUCCUCCAUCUCGAGCCACGCCUCCUCUCAGUGGAUGAAAGCAGACGGCAAAGAAAUGAUUGACAGCAGCGGAAAGUCCUUCAAAAACCAUGCCGAAUAUUUGCUGACAUCCAAGGAGAGAUCUCACAUGAGAAAAGCAAUGAUACAGUAUGAUACAUCCAGAAAUGUAGUGGAUUUCUACCACCAAAUCUCCAUGAUACUGGACACACAGUCAAAGAAGACACUGUGGAAGUUUAUCCUCAUGAAGUUGACUCCUCCUCACCAAGAGUACUGUCUGAAUAAAAUCAACUUAUCUGAGGAGAUCUUACUGGAGGUAGCAGCACUUCCUAGACAUAUUGAAAGAGCUGAUGGCAAGAAAAAUUCCAGGCCUUCCACACCUAAACCACAACCAUCCUCAUUCCAGCAGCAGUGUGAUUACUUGUUGACUUCAAGGGAGAGAACUCACCUGAAGAGGUCACUUAGAGUGUAUGCUCACAACAGAAAUGUGGAGAGUCUGAUCCAAUCAUUGGAGGGGAUUCUGGACACGCCCUCUAAACACACCCUGUGGAUGUACAUCACCCCGCUCCUGAUAACAGAGCAUCAGAACUACACCAGGGAGAGGCUCAGCAUACAAACCAAUAACAAAAAUUCUUUCAAACCAGGAACCUCAGGAAGUCAUCUAGGAUCAACAAGGAGCAGAGUGUUAGGAAAUAUUGAAGAAGAUUUUAAAUAUGUAGGAGCAGCUGCAAAUGCACUGAGAAGAGGCAAAGGGAGAUCAAACUGGUCCACAUACUCAUCAGAUGAGGAGGAUUUGAGGGACAGAAGUAUAAGGUCAGGGGUCAGAAAGGCCAGAGGUCGUUUGUGGAAGAAGAUGCAUCCUGGGUACACCUACUCUUCAGAUGACAUAGAUCUUAUUGGGAAGCAUGGUUAUGAUUUUGAAAGAAAAAGAGUUGGCAAUGGGAAAGGUUAUGACUUUGCUUUAAUGAAAGAACUGGAGGAAACCAGAAAGGCAGUGCAGGAAGCCAAGAAAGCAUUCCAGAUUAACAGGGGAUCAGAAUCAGAGGAAGACAUCCAUUCAGCCACUAAAUAUGUGACAGUUAUCCCGAUUCCUCAGUUUGAGCAUUCACCUUUGAGUUGUCAUGAGAGCCCCAUUCUGAAUGGACAUGUCCACUCAACCAGCCUUCCUAAUGGUCUCAAUGAACCCCCAGAAAUCAUCUUCACCAGCGAGUCUGAUAGUGAAGUGGAAAUUCAGCGAACUUUGCCCAAGUCCUUGUUUUCUGUGAAUUCCAUGGAUUCCUUCAACACCAGGGCACUGACGGCCCUGAAGGAACUGGAUGCAGCCAUGGCAGCAGAGGCUUCAGAUCUAGAGUUACGUCCCCUUGGGAUGAAGAAGAAUGGGAGUGUACUGCCCACAUCCUCUCAGUCCCAGUCGUCCACUAAUGAGGACACAGAUCCAGAUACAGACCAAAUGGCAGUACCUCCACCUCCAGCUCCCCCUCCCCCACCUCCACCCCCGCCCCCUUCUCUAGCAACAGAUGUGGGCAUGUCAUCUCAUCAAGUCAAUGUAAAGAGAAUAAACUGGGAAAAGAUUGGUGCCGAUAAAGUGGAAAAUACUAUCUGGGAACAGCUAGGAAAUGAUGACUUGGAUGAUGUCAUCAAAUAUCUGGAAUUAGAAAAUCACUUCAGUAUCCAAAACAAAAGAGCAAAGGUGCCAGAGAAAAGAAAUGAGAUUUACAUUCUAAAUCCCAAAAAGGCUUACAACAUUUCAGUCGUUAACCUUUCUAAUUAUCAACUAAGUCAACAAGAGAUAUCAGUUUUAUCCAAAGGCCUAUCUUUCUGCCCAACUCCAAAAUCUCCAGACCAAUCAACGAUCUUAAGAGACAUUUUUAUUUUUAACCGCCGCCUCAGAUUAAAUGUACACUUUAAAAAUCAAACUGAUAACAACAAUCCUAAUCCAUUUCACAUUCCAUCAGGAUGGACCCCUCCGAGUGGAAAAAACAUUUUCUUAGACUCAUUCAUCAACAUACUCACCCACCAAUGCACCCAAACGAAUGAAAACCGGAUCCCCUACCGCAACCUCACUAGUGAAGAAUUCCAAGCCUUAUCUAACCUCAAAAAUAAUCAAAACAUCAUCAUAAAACCCGCAGACAAAGGUGGAGCAAUAGUCAUUUUAAAUCGUGAAGAUUAUAUCUCAGAAGCUCACAGACAACUAAACAACCAAGAAAACUACACACUGUUGGAAACGGAUUUCACUCCAAAAAUUACUAAAACCAUCAAUGAGUUCAUACAAAGAGUCAAACAUUUGUUACCACCCGAAAUAUUCAGAUACAACAAACUUCAAAUAAACCAGAUACGUACUCCAAUCUUCUAUAUGCUUCCAAAAAUACACAAAGCUGGCAAUCCAGGCCGACCUAUAGUAUCCGCAGUUGGCGGACCAACCGAAAAAUUAUCAGCCACAGUCGAUUUUUUCCUUAAACCACUCGCUCAAAACGUAAAUUCAUACAUAAAAGACACGAACGAUUUCCUAUUAAAACUCCAAAAAUUAAAAAAAGUUCCAAGAAACAGCAUUUUAGUCACAGCAGAUGUCUCUUCCCUCUACACAUCUAUCCCACAUCGCGAUGGCAUAUUAGCAUGCAAAGAAACAUUGGAAACAAGAGAAAAUCCCACAAUACCCACAUGGAUUAUACUCCGCUUCUUACACCUCAUUUUAACUAAAACAUGCUUCGAAUUUAAUGGUAACCACUAUUUACAAACCCAGGGAACAAGUAUGGGAACAAAAUGCGCACCAAACUAUGCGAUUAUAUUUAUGGACCGCCUAGAAACUGAAUUUCUCCGACAAUCAGAAGUGAAACCGCUAAUUUGGUGGAGAUACAUAGAUGAUAUUUUCUUUAUUUGGACGGAAACUAGCGAGGAUCUGCAUGCCUUCAUGUCCCGUCUAAACGAAUUCCAUCGUACAAUCAAAUUCACCUAUGAACACUCAACAGAAGAAAUCAAUUUCCUUGACACUACCGUGCGGAUUAAUAACCUAGGAGAACGAUCUACCACCUUAUACACGAAACCCACCGAUGCCCACCUAUUUUUACACUAUAACUCUAACCACCCGAAACACAUGUUGAGAAGUAUACCAUUCAGCCAAGCAUUAAGGAUCAGACGAAUAUGCUCAUCGGACAACGAUUUUGAAGCACACGCAAUAAUAAUGAAGGAACAUUUUUUAGCCAGAAACUAUCCAUCGUCAAUGCUUGAAAAAGCUAUAGAUAAAGCCAGAAAACUCAACCGCAACAAUCUGCUCACGGAGAAUAAAAAUAAAACACACGAAAAACGAGUAAUCCCACUAGUUACAACAUUCAACAGACUUAAUCCAGAAUUUAGAUCAAUUAUCAAUAAAUACAAGACGAUCCUAGAACAAUCCCCAGACACAAAAGAAUUAAUGGAGAGAAUAAUCAUAGCCUAUAAAAGACCUCCAAAUUUAAGAA